AAACUAUUAACAAUGAUCGAACAAAUUAAUGAAAAAUAUACUGAAGCUGUCUUGGAUUACGUACCAAAGCGUAGAAGGAUUAUUGUUUGCAUGGACGGUACAUGGGAAACACCUGAAGGAAAAACCAACGUUUUCAAGUUCUUUAAUGAAGUGGAUCAAACGCCAGGUCCAGACAAUGAUUGGGAUUACAUUUUAGAUUACAGUUCUGGACUCGGCACUCACGGAAGGCAUCCCAUCUUGGGCGGUCUUUUUGGAUACGGUAUUUCUCGACAAAUUCUAUCUGCCUACAGGUUUAUUAGCAAGUAUUAUCGCGAUAACAAUGAUCAAAUCUGGCUUGUUGGGUUUAGUCGCGGAGCAUUUGCUGUCCGAAGCUUAACCGGUAUGAUCUAUAAUGUUGGCUUAUUACCAGAAAACAAGUUAUCUAAAGCAGAUGAGGCCUAUCGACUCUAUCGCAACAAAGGCGAGACCAGCCGACCCUAUAGAACAUUGUCAGUUGCAUUCCGACAAGCCAAUAACUGUAGAUCAGCUGAAAUCUACUUUAUUGGCUGCUUUGAUACGGUCGGCGCUUUGGGUGUUCCAAAGCUCCCGUGGUUCCUGGGUGGCUCAACAUUCUAUAGCUUAUUUCUUGGCCUUCAUGGAUUUCAUGAUACAAGACUCAGUCCUAUUGUCAAGCAUGCUUAUCAUGCCAUGUCAAUUCACGAUCAACGAGCAUGGUUUAAGGUGACACCUAUGCACUUUUCAAAAAAGAAGCCUGACCGAGACUCCAAUCAGAUACUUGAACAAGUCUGGUUUCCUGGUAUGCACGCUGAUGUUGGAGGACAAGAAUACGGCAAUAAAGAUAAUUUGUUAUCCUGUCACUCGUUGCAUUGGAUGAUGAAGAAGGCUCGAGAAAACGGACUCAAGUUCAAAAGCGAUAGUAAAUAUAUUGGUCCUUUUUGUUGCCUCGGAAACCAUCGUUUCUUUUACUCGGAUAGUUAUAAGAGUUCUCUUAUUUAUCGUAUCAUGCCUCGAGAAGACCGUGUCAUUGACAAGGAUGAACUGACAGGCGAUUAUCGUAUCAGCCAACUAUACCAAGAUGGUCAAUUCCUUAGUUUUCUCACUCAAGAGCAAUUGGACAUGUACAAGUCGAAAACACUACAAACAUUCUAUCAAUGUUUAGGUGAACAAUUGGUUGAGAGAAAGGGUGUUGUUCCAGUAUAAAAAUUUUAAUAUACAUAAUUUAUAAGAUAACCGGAAAUAAAUUUUAGCCUAAACUUGA
This is a messenger RNA of Gilbertella persicaria, 1258 nucleotides long. RefSeq lists its product as uncharacterized. NCBI's taxonomy places the organism in Eukaryota, Fungi, Mucoromycota, Mucoromycetes, Mucorales, Choanephoraceae. The transcript has 4 exons. The record is from RefSeq and is a predicted model, not a curated record. Bases 13 to 1200 code for a protein of 395 amino acids.